Messenger RNA from Rhineura floridana, 4836 nucleotides. Its product is annotated as zinc finger protein 570-like. Gene Ontology annotation, biological process: regulation of transcription by RNA polymerase II. The record is from RefSeq and is a predicted model, not a curated record. The transcript has 2 exons. Gene Ontology annotation, molecular function: RNA polymerase II cis-regulatory region sequence-specific DNA binding; DNA-binding transcription factor activity, RNA polymerase II-specific. The coding region runs from base 6 to 665 and encodes 219 amino acids. Lineage: Eukaryota; Metazoa; Chordata; Lepidosauria; Squamata; Rhineuridae.
UUAGAAUGUGGAAAGAGCUUCAUCGGAAGACACAACUGACUGCCCGUCAAACAAUUCACACUGGGGAGAAAGCAUAUAAGUGCUUAGAAUGUGGAAAGAGCUUUGGUUGGAAAAACAUACUCAUUCUACAUCAAAGAAUUCACACCGGGGAGAAACCAUAUGCAUGCGUAGAAUGUGGAAAGAGCUUCUGUCAGAAGAUACAUCUGACUGCCCAUCAAAGAAUUCAUACUGGGGAGAAACCAUAUAAGUGCUUAGAAUGUGGAAAGAGCUUCAACUGGAAAAACAUACACGCAUCCCAUCAAAGAAUUCACACCGGGGAGAGACCAUAUGAGUGUUUAGCGUGUGGAAAGAGCUUCCGUCAGAAGAUGCAUCUGACUUCCCAUCAAAGUAUUCACUCUGGGGAGAAAGCAUAUAAGUGCUUAGAAUGUGGAAAGAGCUUCGGCUGGAAAAACGUACUCACUUCCCAUCAAAGAAUUCACACCGGGGAGAAACCAUAUGAGUGUUUACAAUGUGGAAAGAGCUUCCGUCAGAAGGCACAUAUGACUUCCCAUCAAACAGUUCACUCUCGGGAGAAGCCAUAUAAAUGGCUGGAAUGUGGAAAGGGCUUCACUAGAAAUUCCUCUCUUACUUUGCAUCAAAGUAUUCACACUGGGGAGAAACCAUAGAACUGCUUGGAAUGUGGAAAGAGCUUCUAGUCCCUUUUGUCAUGAAAGAUUUCAGGAAUGGGGAAACCAUAAUAAGUGUAGAACGGGGUUGCCGACCUGUUGCCUGUGACCUUCAGUCGCAUCCCCCAAUGCCCCUGCACUCUGGGAUGUUUGAGAAGCCAUCCUGGCCUUCCUCUGUGUGAUCUUUUCAGGUGACACUGCCCUCAACCAGAACCCAUCUGCCCUUUCUUUGUAGAGUGAAUUCGGAUUUUCCCAAUCUUGGGAAAAUCCUAAAAUAAAAAUACAGAUGCAAUCCACUGCUCCCUGGUUGGUGCUGCUGGUUGCAUUCUCUUUAGCUGAGGUGGAACCAGAAAGAGCUGUGAACUAUUAAUAUGAAGGGGCCUGAGUUUGUCAUGUCCAUUAAUUUCACUGCAUCUACUCUGAGGUGAAAGUUGGGUGCAACCAACGUAUUAGUUUUACGACUUUUUUGUGCAAAUCUGAUAAAUUGGAAAAACUUGUGUUUUUUAACAAAAUAAAUUCAUGCCCACAAUGGACCUCAGAUUUCUAGAGCUUACGGUGGUCAGGGAAGAAAUACUAAUGAAGGGGAGAGAACAACACUCAGGGUUGAAUACAUCCCAUCAAGCACAACCCACUAAUGUGGAGGGGAAAUGUAUUUUGGACACCUAAGCGCCUGGGCCUUCAACAGGUAGGACAAAAGGGUCUGUUUCUAAAAGGACCAGCAGGUAGCCAAGACAGCUUUCAUUGUUUCAAAGAAGUUAGUUUGUAUGUGGUCUAGAAAAAAGAUAGCCUUGUGCUGAACGCCCCUGUCAUUUCAGGUUUUUAAGUAGCUAAGGAGUAAAGUCACUCCAGCGAGAGAGAGGAGACCAGGCUGCGUCUUGGGAGGGGCCCACACUGCUGAACAGCUGCUGCCACUGCCCCACUCACAGCAAGCAAGCUGACCCUGUAAGGAUGAGCAGAGGAAGAAGGCCUCUCAAACCCACCCACAACAGUGGAGUAGUUGUCAUGGGCUGCGCAGAGUCAUCGUCCCUUUCUUUUUGGGGAUGUGCAUCCUACCCGGGUCCCUCUGUUUCCGCAGCCGACUGCAUGACUUUCAAAAGGCCUCUUUCCCCCUCACUGUUGCCACCUGCACAGAACUGCUUGCGAGUGCCUGUAGCACCAACAGCGGCUGCUCCCCGAGAGAGCAAAGCCUUCCGCCUCCCAGUGCAGCAGCAGCACCUCUGCACACCGGCGUUAUUUCCCCCGCCUCAGCCAGCUUUCCUGUACUGAGCAGGAGGGACGCUGGUAGAGGUUGAAUUGCAUGCAGGGUGGAGGAGGAGGAGGAUAUAUAUACACACACACCUGGAGUGAUUUCUCCUCCUUUGUAAACUCCAGCCAGCAUGUUGGUGGGGAAAGGCAUGACUCGCAGCACAACAACAAUAAUAAUAUUAAUAAUAAUAUUAAUAAGAAAUGCUGUACAGGUUGAAGACCAGCCGUGAGGGCUUUGCUAGUGGAGCUCUCUGAUGUUUGUUUUUCCACAGUGAACUGGGCAGGAGGGGAAAUUGGCAGGAACUAGCGCUGCCUCGCUCCGGAUGGACCUAGGCAGACUGGGGCAAAACCACAUAAAUGCCUGGAAUGUGGAAUGAGCAUCAAUACAAAUUCCUGUCUCACUGCCCAUCAAAAAAUUCACACUGAUAAGAAGUCAUAUGAAAGGAAGGGCCUUAGCUGGAAAAGUAAACUUGCUUCCCAUCAAAGAAUUCACAUUCGGGAGUGACCAUAUAAAGGCUUAUCAUGUGGAAAGAGCUUCAGCUAUAAGGAAAAUCUUGCUGUCCAUCAAAAAUUCACACUGGGGAUAUCAGCACUAUAACACUGCUUGGAAUUUGGAGAAAGCUUCAACUACAAGCACAAGUGGGUGGAGCAGCUGCUUUGCAUGCAGAAGGUUGCAGGUUCAAUCGCCAGUGGCAUCUCCAGGUAGCUCUCGGAGAGACUCCUUGUCUGAAACCGUGGAGAGCUGCUGCCAGCCAGUGCAGACAGCAGUGACCUAGAUGGACCCCAGUGCUCUGACUCGGUAUAGGACAGGAGCUCCCCAUCUUCCUGUUCUCUGCAAGGCCUCUUUCCUCCUUGGCUCCCGCUUUGAGCGAUCAUUAGUCUGCCUGAUUUCAUAAGGGUUAAAAUAAAGGAAACCAGAUUGCUAGGGAGGAAGGAUAGAGGAAGUGGUUGGAGGGGAAUCCAUGCUCUUCAAAGGCAAUGCGGUUCCUCUCCCUCGGAAGUCACUUCCGGCCUGGCUCUUUCCUUGGAGAAAAGCAGCACUGCCCCCCUGUCUCUCCCCCAAGGGCUGCUGCAUCGGUGGCCCCUUCUGGGGUCCGGUAAGCCUCCCCUCCCCCGUUGGGCAUUUGGGCGAAGGGGAGUCCCAGAGCUGCGGGGGAGGAUGCAGAGGAGGAAGUGUAAGAAAGGGGAGGAGGAAAUUAGGAGACUCCUUAUGAUUGCAGCCCCUGUCGGUGAAGGCAGAGAAAAGUCUGGAGCCAUAGCAAGGGAGAACUUCACCCUGUAAGGAGGUGGCCCAUGUUGAGCUGACCCUGUCAGGAUCCCCCAUCACAACAUCCACCAUCAGGGAGCAGAGCUUCCUUCCCCCUCCUCUUGAAAAUGAAUUGUACUUAAUGAGAUAUGCAAAUAAUGGUGGUAGACUGCAGCUGGGUGGAGAGGUGGGGUGUUUUUAUCUGGCUGAGGAAUCUGCUUAACAACCGAUGGGCGAAGAAAAAAAUAGGCAAGGCCUUGGUCCCCUGAGUGAAAUCUUGGGGGCAGGGAUCAUAUUGCAAAUGAAUGCUGUUUGAUGGGAGUAGUUUUGGGUGGGAAGUGGAGCUUUCCUAUACAGAAUCAGUGUGCCAGACCUCAGUGUGUUGAAUGACCAGAACUUGAUUCCUAGAGAGGAAGGGAAUUUGGAGGGGCUCUGUGUACCCCAAAGCCCCUUCCUGCCAGGAUCUUAACUUGAGUGAAAGAAAGUGCUGUUUGCCCCAAGCGUGGCAUCGGUGCCCCCCUCUGAAAUCUCAUGAAUCCCCUUCCCCUUUGUGCAUUUGGCUGAAGGGUUUUCCCAGGGCUGCAGGGGAGGGCUCAUAGGAGACCUGUUCAGCUGAUCCAUCCAAAUCAGGGAGGGGACCCUUUUCCUUUCCUCUCUUGGCAAGGCCAAGACACCCCACAGUGAGUGAGGAGAGUGAAAGCAGAUCUUGAAUGCCCCCGUUACUUACACACUAACUGGUGUUAUCACUUGUCAUGAGCCAGGCUGGCAGAGGGCGGAUAGAGGAGGGCGAAACAUGAUGAGGAACCCGGAGAGGGAGCAAGCAGAGGGGUGGACUCACAGGGCGACUCAACCCCUGUCUUUGACAGCUCAGCCCCAGACUCCCCUAUUGAAGCACCGCCUGGCCCAACUGAACAUGCCCAUGGUGCCCACACCAGACACUCAGCAUUGCACUUCAGAUGUUUCCCAGCUGAGUGCUGCCCAGCUUCCCACAGCCGAACGGACAUCUAGCAGCCCCCUUCAGUCGGAGAGGGAAGCUGAGAUUAAACCACCUUCACCCUGCGCUGGGAGGCGCUUCAGGUGGAAAGUUCAACAGUUAGAACUGAGGCAGAGCCUUUGUUUGCACGUUGAAUCCAGGCCUACUUAAACUGACUUGGGGGGGACCCGGAUGCCGAGUCAAUGUCUUGGAGUCGUGAAGCUGUGCUUAUUUAGCGCUAGAGCAGAGGAAAGUUCUUAGAAAGAGCAGUUAGUUUAAUGAGGUGCACAGCUUCUGUCUAUAGCUUUAAUAACAAGAGAAAGCACCAGAGCCGUGUCUGUCUCUGACACCUUCGAUUUCAGGCAUGACAUCACUCCUACCUCCUUCCUACCCUCCCCCUGAUCUCUGCAAGGGCAAGACACCACUUUAAGUGAGGAGGGAUUGAAAGUAGGUCUCUGAACGCCCCCAUUACUCACGCACUGACUGGUGUCAUCACUCUUCCUGGCUGACACACGUGGGCCCAUCCAGGCUGGCAACUCCUGGGAUGCAGAAGGGAUCUUUCAACAUUGAAUGGAAAGCGCUACUCGAAAAGUGGCAACCUUUGAAUCAAAGGAAUCAACUUCAGCAGAACCCAACUGAAAAUAACUGUUGUAUUAAAAGGGUAAAUAGGUGGAGACCGCAAUCCAAAUGUUAAUGUAACAUAUUGC